AGAAACCACUACUUUAAAAAACAAGGUGACCUGUAAGGGAGAUUAGAAUGGAGAAAAGUGUGAAGGAGCAAAUUCGUGAAAUGGAGAGGACAAUUGAAAUGGUGAGGGGGAGAUUGGAAAUGGACAGAAGGAGAACUUGGAGGAUCCAGCAGAAGAGACCAGAAUCUCCUGAACCUGAACCUGAUCCUGAACACAGCUAUGUGUCCAUCAAGAGAGACUUGUCUAAGGGUUUACCAGUGGCCUUCAAAGAUGGACGUCACUCUGUUGAUCAAAGAGUGGAACAGGAGAGCUCAGAAGUUCCCAGUGAUCAGUCUUCCCAGCAGCAUCAAACACACCUGGACUCCAUAUGUAUGAAGAUGGAGACGCCUCAAGAAGUCAUUUUGGGAAUUUUAGAAGAUUUGGGAACCGACGACUUUGAAAAAUUUAAGUGGUUCCUGCAGCAGAAAGGGACCUUAAAAAACUUCCCAGCAAUCCGAAAGAGUAAACUGGAGGAUGUAAACAGGGUGAACACAGUGGAUACAAUGUUCCAGACCUACAGUAUAAACACUAUUAAUGUGACCAGAAUAGUUUUAGUGAAGAUCAAUCAAAAUGAUCUAGUGGAGAAUUUAUCAAACCUCAUUUAUGAACCUGCAGAGAUUCUUGCUGCGUGCCAGCAAAACGUCAAAUCCAAAUUACGUAAGAUGUUCCAGCGUGUGUCUGAGGGGAUUCAUAAAGAAGGAAACAAAACUCCUCUGAAUCAGAUGUUCGCAGAGAUCUACAUCACAAAGGGAGGGACUGCAGAGGUCAAUGUUGAACAUGAGGUCAGACAGAUUGAAAAAGCCUCCAGGAAACGAGAUAGACCAGAAACAACAAUCAGACGAGAAGACAUCUUUAGAGCCUUAUCUGGAAGAGAAGAACCAAUCAGAAAAUUGAUAACUAAGGGAGUGGCUGGCAUCGGGAAAACAGUCUUAACACAGAAGUUCACUCUGGACUGGGCUGAAGACAAAGCCAACCAGGACAUCCAGUUCAUAUUUCCAUUCACCUUCAGAGAGCUGAAUAUGCUGAAAGAGGAAGAGUACAGCUUGGUGGAACUUGUUCAUUUGUUCUUUAGUGAAACCAAAGAAGCAGGAAUCUGCAGAUUUGAAGAGUUCCCGGUUGUGUUGAUCUUUGACGGUCUGGAUGAGUGUCGACUUCCUCUGGACUUCCUCAACACUAAAAUCCUGACUGAUGUUACAAAGUCCACCUCAGUGGGUGUACUGCUGACAAACCUCAUCAGGGGGAAUCUGCUUCCCUCUGCUCACAUCUGGAUAACCACACGACCUGCAGCAGCCAAUCAGAUCCCCCCUGAGUGUGUUGACAUGGUGACAGAGGUCAGAGGGUUCACUGACCCUCAGAAGGAGGAGUACUUGAAGAAGAGAUUCAGAGAUGAGGAGCAGGCCAACAGAAUCAUCUCCCACAUCAAGACAUCACGAAGCCUCCACAACAUGUGUCACAUCCCAGUCUUCUGCUGGAUCACUGCUACAGUUCUGGAGGACAUGUUGAAGACCGGAGAGGAAGGAGAGCUGCCUGGGACCCUUACUGAGAUGUACAUCCACUUUGUGGUGGUUCAGUUUAAAGUGAAGAACAUUAAGUAUGAUGGAGGAGCUGAGACGGAUUCACCCUGGAGUCCAGAGAGCAGGAAGAUGAUGGAGUCUUUGGGAAAACUGGCUUUCGAGCAGCUGCAGAAAGGCAACCUGAUAUUCUAUGAAUCAGACCUGACAGAGUGUGGCAUCGAUAUCACAGCAGCCUCAGUGUACUCAGGAGUGUUCAUGCAGAUCUUUAAAAAGGAGAGAGGACUGUACCAGAACCAGGUGUUCUACUUCGUCCAUCUGAGCGUUCAGGAGUUUCUGGCUGCUCUUCAUGUCCAUCUGACAUUCAUCAACUCUGGAGUCAACCUGCUGUCAGGAAAAGAAACCUCAUCAUGGUUGCCUAAAGUCUUCAGAGAAAAUGUAAAACCUUUCCACCAGAGAAAACAAACGACACAAUUGUACCAGAGUGCUGUGGACGAGGCCUUACAGAGUCCAAAUGGACACCUGGACUUGUUUCUCCGCUUCCUCCUGGGUCUUUCACUGGUGACCAAUCAGAAUCUCCUACAAGGCCUGAUGACACAGACAGGAUGUAGCUCACAGACCAAUCAGGAAACAAUCCAUUACAUCAAGAAGAAGAUCAGUAAGAAUCUGUCUGCAGAGAGAAGCAUCAAUCUGUUCCACUGUCUGAAUGAAUUGAAUGAUCGUUCUCUAGUGAAGGAGAUCCAACAGGCCCUGAGUUCAGGAAGUCUCUCCACAGAUAAACUGUCUCCUGCUCAGUGGUCAGCUCUGGUCUUCAUCUUACUGUCAUCAGAAGAAGAUCUGGACGUGUUUGACCUGAAGAAAUACUCUGGUUCAGAGAAGGCUCUUAUGAGGCUGCUGCCAGUGGUCAAAUCCUCCAAGAAAGCUCUACUGAGUGGCUGUAAUCUGUCAGGGAGAAGCUGUGAAGCUCUGUCCUCAGUUCUCAGCUCCCCGUCCUCUAGUCUGAGAGAGCUGGACCUGAGUAACAACAACCUGCAGGAUUCAGGAGUGAAGCUGAUAUCUGUUGGACUGAAGAGUCCACACUGCAUACUGGAGACUCUCAGUCUGUCGGGCUGUCUGAUCUCAGAGAAAGGCUGUUCUUCUCUUGUCUCAGCUCUGAGUUCCAACCCUUCCCAUCUGAGAGAGCUGGACCUGAGCUACAAUCAUCCAGGAGACUCAGGAGUAAAGCUACUGUCAGCAGGACUGAAGGAUCCUAUCUGGAGACUGGACACUCUCAGUUUAGAUAUAGGUCUAAAAUUUCCCACAUCAGCAGGAUCCAGCCCGUAUUCCUGUGAACUCACACUGGACACAAACACAGUGAACAGAAACCUCAAACUGUCUGACAAUAACAGGAAGGUGACAUGUGUGGAGGAGGAUCAGUCAUAUCCUGAUCAUCCAGAGAGGUUUCACUGCUAUCAGCUGCUGUGUAGAGAUGGUCUGACUGGUCGCUGUUACUGGGAGGUUGAGAGGAGAGGAUGGGUUGUUAUAUCAGUGAGUUACAAAGAACUCAGCAGGAGAGGAUACAGUGACUGUUGGUUUGGAUAUAAUGAUCAGUCCUGGAGUCUGACCUGCUAUGAUAAUGGUUACUCUGUCUGGCACAAUAACAGAAGAACAUCCAUCUCCUCCUCCUCUGUCUCCGGUAGAGUAGCAGUGUAUGUGGACUGUCCUGCUGGCUCUCUGUCCUUCUACUCAGUCUCCUCUGACUCACUGAUCCACCUCCACACCUUCAACACCACAUUCACUCAGCCUCUUUAUCCUGGGUUUGGGUUCUUGUUCAGGUCUCGUGGUUCCUCAGUGUCUCUGUGUCCUCUGUAGGACAGAGAGUCUCCUCCUGUUUCUCACUGCUGAUCAGUUGAGUCUGUACAUGAUCACACUUACAGAAAUAUUUCAGCUUAUUGUUACGAACUAAUAAAUGAACUUUGUAUGAAAUAUUUCAGAAUGAUUGAACAGA
Molecule: messenger RNA, 3516 nt
Organism: Perca flavescens (yellow perch)
Lineage: Eukaryota; Metazoa; Chordata; Actinopteri; Perciformes; Percidae
Product: NACHT, LRR and PYD domains-containing protein 3-like
Exons: 9
Coding region: 48-3380 (1110 amino acids)
Molecular function (GO): protein binding
Source: RefSeq, a predicted model, not a curated record